AAGAUUUUGUUUUGGAAAUAUCAAUAAGUUGCUAUAGUUCACAUUAAAAGCCAUUUAAUUGAUGUUUUAUGAAAUAUCAUUCAAGUUUUACUAAGCGUAAACGCUUGAUAGAAACAUAGUCGCGGUUGUACGAUUUUGUUUACUCACAAGUGUUGUUUUUAACCUCACUUAAAUUCAUUUAUCGUACGUAUGAUUAGAUACAUAUACACAAAAUUGCCACGAAAAGUUAGUAAAGUAACUGUUAAACUCGUAUCUCGUAAUUUGAAAAAAAUGGCAGGUUCUAUUUCGAAAGUGGAGUGUGAUACUGAAAUGGCGGGUGAUGAAGUGCCAUCGAAAAAACUUAAAUUAACUGAAAAUGGUUCUUUGAAACGCACUGUCGCGACAAUGUGUGGUGCGUGGAGGCCAGAAGAAGAAGAUGGUGGACUUAUAUUGGUGUUUAGAGACCGGAAACCAUGUUUAAGUCCAGAUCCUGAGAGGGAAUGUGACUAUCCAGAGAAUAUUGAAGAUUUUUGGCUGGCGACCUUCCAAAGCGACGAUGAUAAUCAGGGUGAAAAAGAUAACGGAAAGAACUGCAUUCUUUCCUGCGAAAAAAGAAAAGCUGACGAUGCAGAUAUUAAUAAAGACUUGAAAAAGGCAAAGCUUGAGACCAAAGCGCUAAAGGCGAAAAGGCCGGGUUUCACAGACGACCGCUACAACGAGACAUCGUACUAUAUCGAAAAUGGUCUUAGAAAAGUCUAUCCUUACUACUUUACGUUCACCACCUUCACGAAAGGCAGGUGGGUUGGGGAGAAGAUCUUGGACGUGUUUGCAAGGGAGUUUCGAGCUCAUCCCGCGGCGGAGUACGAAAGAUGUAUCAGGGCUGGUACACUCACUGUCAACUACGAGAGAGUCGAUCCUGACUACAGACUCAAACAUAACGACUUACUCGCCAACGUCGUGCACAGGCAUGAGACUCCAGUGCUCGCUAGUCCCUUGCGCAUCAUACACGUGGAUGAGGAGCUACUCGUGCUAGACAAGCCUUGCUCGCUGCCGGUUCACCCGUGUGGAAGAUACCGACACAACACCGUCGUUUUUAUUCUUGCCAAGGAAUACAAUUUGAAGAAUUUGAGAACAAUUCAUCGAUUGGACAGGCUAACCUCAGGGCUAUUGCUAUUCGGAAGAAGUCCGAAGAAAGCGAGACAGAUGGAACAUCAAAUAAGAAACCGACAAGUGCUGAAGGAAUAUGUAUGCAGAGUGGACGGCCAUUUCCCUGACGAGGAAAUAGAAUGUCAGGAACCAAUUGAAGUGGUUAGCUACAAGAUUGGAGUGUGCAAAGUUUCUCCCAAGGGAAAGGAUUGCUCCACGGUAUUCAAACGAUUGGGAUUCAACGCCAAUAACAAUACUAGUGUUGUGCUGUGUAAACCGAAAACUGGACGAAUGCAUCAAAUUCGAGUACAUCUCCAAUAUUUAGGUUAUCCAGUUGUCAAUGAUCCAUUAUAUAACCAUCCAGUAUUUGGACCACUUCGAGGUAAAGGAGGCGAUACCGGUGGCAAAACUGACGAACAGUUAGUCAGAGACCUCAUCGCUAUACAUAAUGCUGAAAACUGGCUUGGAGUUGACGCCGGCGAUGAUGAUUUAUUAUUUUCGAAGCCAGUAUCUGACGAUAAAGUGGGCGAAGACGAUUGCGACACGGGACCAACAUCAAGAGAAUCAUCACCAAGACUUGAAUCUCCUGCACCAGGUCUAACACCAUCUUCUGUUAUGACUCCAACGCUUCCAAGUCCAUCAAGUGGUGCAGAGGCUCCAGUGGAAGUAGCUGCGAACUCUCCCGCUCCAUGCACCCUGGCGCCUUCACCGGCCACAUCACCCGCUCUUAAUGACGACUCCAAUGAUGCUAAGUCUGAUAAAGUGACAGUGGCAACGCAGACAGGUUGUGGGGCGGGCACUCGGGCGCCCAGUGCGGGGGCCGCGGCCAGCCUGGGCACUGGCGCAGUGGGCACGGCAGCCGCGGACUCGCUGGCGGCUGACCCGCAUUGCUACGAGUGUCGAGUGCGGUACCGCGACCCGCGUCCUCGCGACCUCGUCAUGUAUCUACACGCGUGGAAGUACAAGGGACCCGGCUGGGAGUACGAAACUGAACUUCCGCAAUGGGCGAACGUAGAUUGGGAAGACCAAGAGAACUCAUAGUCACACUGUUAAACAACACCAAAGUCGCAUUCAGCAACAACGCAUUACUGUUAUCAAAUCCGGACAAUAUGUCGAGCGUUAACUGCUGUUACUUUAUAAAUGUAAUAUUUUUUUAGCGGUGAAUAUGAGAAACCAAUUUCUAGUGUAAUAUUUCAAACAAUGUUACUUUUUUAAUAUCACUAACAUAGGAAAUGAGUAAUGAUAUUGUUACGAACGAUGCAAUUGGAUAAAAUAAAAAUGAAAUGAUAAUAGAAAGAUGAUAUCAAUGAUGUAAAAGAGAUAACAGUAUUCUACUGGAACAGCAGAAGCAUGUAGGUAAGGUUUUAUAAGUAAAUGUAAGUCAUACAUUAAGAGUAUAGGUUUCAUUCUGUAUUGAUCUUGUACUUCGAACUUGUGUUUUAGUAUUUCUGGAUUUCCAUCGGAUUUUGUAGCGCUGCUCGUUUGCUGUAUAAUUCGUAGUGUUUAUUUUGUCAACCUUCAGUUCCUAUCGGCCUAGAAUUUUUUGUCAAGCUUGUUGUAGUGUAGUGUUAAGGAUAUGUAACCUUUAAAUAAUUGUAAAACUAAUAUCGGUACCACUUAAAAUAGGUAUAUUGCUUAAACGAGGCAGGGUCUGAACAACAAUCAUGAAUUUGAUAAUAAACAUUUGAAUAACAUUUAACACUCAGUGUACGAGAUAGCUAUUCUGACAUCAAAAGUACUGAUCUUUGACAAUGUAGUAGGUUUUUUUUUAAUUUGACAUCGCUGAUU
Papilio machaon (common yellow swallowtail) is the source of this 2913-nucleotide messenger RNA. Its product is annotated as RNA pseudouridylate synthase domain-containing protein 2. The transcript is spliced from 13 exons. The record is from RefSeq and is a predicted model, not a curated record. NCBI's taxonomy places the organism in Eukaryota, Metazoa, Arthropoda, Insecta, Lepidoptera, Papilionidae. Bases 190 to 2166 code for a protein of 658 amino acids. Gene Ontology annotation, molecular function: RNA binding; pseudouridine synthase activity. Gene Ontology annotation, biological process: pseudouridine synthesis.